AAUAACGGGUAUUAUUCAAUUCAUCAACAUCUAGUCAUCUACACACAGAUGCAGACAGAUUCUCUCUCCACCGUCCUGGGUCAGAUUCCACUCAGAUCCAACGUCCUUAUCCGUAAACUAUAUUUAAGAAAAGAAAAAAGAAAAAGAAAAAGAAAAAAAAGCAAAAAGCGCUUAAAAGCGAAAUAAAUAUAAUCAGCCACGCCUUCGCCACGUCCACAAUCUUAUCCAUUUCCCCCACCUCCUUCCCUAUCUAACCCCAAAUCUAGAGAGAGAAACCACUACCUUCCGAUCUAAAUAUCUUUCUCUCUCUAUCACCGCGAAAAAAUCAAGCAAAAAUCGUUCCUAAAUGGCCGCAACACUUUCCUCAUUCCGCAUCCCCACCGUCGCCUCCGCCGCUCUCCCCCACCCACAGAAGCCGGAUCCGAACCGCAAAUCCAACAACUGGUGGGCCCCGAUCCUCGGCUGGUCCGCCGAGCCCGACUACAUUACCAAUCGCAGCGCCGAUUCCGCCGCCGAAUCGUGCCCGGCCUCGACCGACAAGAGCCUCUUCCGCGGCUGCUUCACGGAGCAGAAGGCGAAGGAGCUGCGGAAGAAGACGAUCGAAACGACGACGUUCCACGACAUUAUGUACCACUCGGCGAUCGCCUCCCGUCUCGCCUCCGAUCUGUCCGGCCGCCGCGAGGAUCGUUGAAUCUGACUCCCUCCUGCGGCUUAGCUCCCGCAAUCGUAAGAAUCAAUCUGUCGACUAUAUCUGUUUCUGCUUUUGUUUUUCAAUAACAAAAAUGUAAUAAUCUGGUGGAUUUUUUUCUUUUUCUUUUUUAUGUACGCUUAUUCGGUGCUUUAUUUUAAUCGGUACCGUUUGAUGCUUGGAUCCAUAGGGGAUUUGUUAAAUCCCAUAUUGUAACAUUUUGGUUUGGUUUGGUUGUAAUGGAUCUCAUUUUUGUUGAUGACAAGUCAUCUUUCAAA
Messenger RNA from Salvia miltiorrhiza (redroot sage), 966 nucleotides. RefSeq lists its product as uncharacterized. Lineage: Eukaryota; Viridiplantae; Streptophyta; Magnoliopsida; Lamiales; Lamiaceae. Bases 347 to 691 code for a protein of 114 amino acids. The record is from RefSeq and is a predicted model, not a curated record. The transcript has a single exon.